Punica granatum (pomegranate) is the source of this 1564-nucleotide messenger RNA. NCBI's taxonomy places the organism in Eukaryota, Viridiplantae, Streptophyta, Magnoliopsida, Myrtales, Lythraceae. The record is from RefSeq and is a predicted model, not a curated record.
UCUCUCCCUCUUAGUCAUAAAAUAAUAAACACACUAAACACACGUUCAAUUCCCCAACAGAUAUUGAUAUAUAUAUAUAUAUAUAUCAGACAUAUACAUAUAUAGCUAUAGCCACACAUACCUUCAUAUAUCAGACUCUCAGAGAGAGAUAAGCGGCCUAUUACAUCGAUCGAUCAGAGGACGAAGGGAGAUGGGGAAACAUUCUUGUUGUGUGAAGCAGAAGCUGAGGAAGGGCCUGUGGUCGCCCGACGAGGACGAGAAGCUCUUCAACUACAUGACUCGGUAUGGAACAAACGGGUGCUGGAGUUCCGUCCCCAAGCUCGCCGGUUUGCAAAGAUGCGGGAAGAGCUGUCGACUUAGGUGGCUGAACUACCUGAGACCCGACCUCAAGAGAGGCACAUUUUCGCAGGACGAGGAAGAUCUCAUCAUCAACCUCCAUAAAAUUCUUGGGAACAGGUGGGCGCAAAUUGCGGGGCAAUUACCCGGGAGAACAGAUAAUGAGAUUAAAAACUUCUGGAACUCGUACCUGAAGAAGAAGCUAAUGAAGCAAGGCAUCAAUCCAGCUACCCACCAGCCACUCGCCGAAGUCCAGGUGAAAGAGGAGAAUGACGAAUCACUUCUUCAACCGCAAGAGGAAGUUCGAACAGUAUCCAGCUUAAGGGCACGCGAGCCAACAUUCCUCGUCAAUGAUACACUCGCUGAUCACCAUAACAUCGGACUAGUUGAUUCAUCGAGAGGAAUGAACGGAUCGGCGCUUGAAUAUUCUUUACCUUUCUUUGAAUGCCAAGCAGGUCUCGACCCAGAUUUAUGUAACCCGAGCUUGAUGAUGAGUCAGUACCAUUCAAACUCGAGGUCAAUAUUCGACAACCAGAACUGUAUAGGCACAAGCCCAGGGAUCAAAUUCUCGUCCAUGCCAAGCCUGACUAACUAUGAAAAUUCGACCUCCAAGGAGUGUUCCAGCAACAGCUCGAAUAUCAGCAGUUACAGCAGCGGGAUUCAGGUGAACGACGCAUCGGAAAAUGAAGCCUUCGAUUGCCUGUUUCAGUUUGCAGUCAAGUCCAAAGACGACUUGAACCCGAGUUCAUGGCAACUGGAGGAGGAGCAUCUGGUGAUUGAUGGCAGCUCAGUAAACUUCAAUAGCUACCAGUUAACUUCACUAUCAGAAGAUUUCACGAGGACGGGCUUUGGCAUAUUCGACCAAUUGUAAGAUCCUAAUACCUCUGUAUAUCCGAGAUGAGCACAUAAUCUUUUUCUCCGUCUCCUCGUCGGACGAAGGGAGUACUGAUUUCACUACAAAAUUAAGUCGAGAUAUGGGUCUCGGCUUACAAUAUACUCGGAGAUUUCGAAGUUAAGAGAGAGAUAUACACAUACAUGUUGACAUUUAAUACACAUAUUACAGGGAGAGAAGUUUCUUCUGAAAGGUUUGAGAAAUAAAAAAAAAAAAUUCUUUUCUUUUCUUUUUAAAUAUUUUUAGUGCUGAAUUUGUAUUAUUCUCCUUGUUAUCUUACAACUUUGUUUCCUAUAAGGACUUAAAGAAAAUACAUAUUUUUUUGGAGGUCUAUUA